Molecule: messenger RNA, 5076 nt
Organism: Fonticula alba
Lineage: Eukaryota; Rotosphaerida; Fonticulaceae
Exons: 4
Coding region: 1-5076 (1691 amino acids)
Source: RefSeq, a predicted model, not a curated record
AUGGAGCAGCAGCAGCAGUCAUCCGCGGCGGCGGCCCCACCGCCAGUACCGGAAGGGCUAGCCGCUGCGACGGCCAUGGCUGCGCCGCCCGACCUUUCAGCCCCCCCUUCCGGGGCCGAGAGCCCACUCCUCACACCCAAUGGCACCGGGCCGCGCCCUGCCGCCCACCUGACGGACGACAUCGUGGAGGAUGGAUUCAUCCUCAUGGACCGGGAAUAUAACCUGGAUCCGGAUCACACGCUUGGCUUGCCGCGGUCAUCCGUGGCCACGCACGAUCCCCGGCUGCCGGAUGACAGCCUCAGCCCCGGGAGCGGCUUCGAUGAUGAGCCGGAGGCUCCAUACUCGGAGUCGAUGCUGAGCCUGCACACGUCCCCUCGGGGAUGGGGUCUAAGCCCGGCGCGCUCGCGCUCCGGCUCCUCGGCCCUGCGAUCUGGCUCCAGCCGCGCUCCGAGCGGCGACUCGCCGGCUCUCAGCGAAAUCUCCUCGCGUCUGUCAAGUCAGCUGUCCCUUCAGUCUGCCGGCGAGCGGGCCGGCUCGCCGGGCUUCCUCUCCAUCAGUCCGUCAUCCGAUGUGCUUGGCUCAGCCGGCCCCCCCGGGGGCCUGUCCAGCUCGAGCUUCCCCUCCCCGCCAGCGGAGGAGUCAUUCCCACGCGACCUCUUCCGCACCAACCCCGAGCCGAAUGAUAUGCUGUCCACCAGCACGGUCCUCGGGUCUUCGCCUCCGAGGCCGACCAAUCCCUUUGUGACCCAGACCCCAGGGCCCGGGAGUUCGGGCGCCAGCACCAGUGCCGGCAUCGGCACCGGCACCGGCACCGGUACCGGUCGUCUGGCCGAGCCCGAUGCCUCUACUCUCCACCUGACCAACGCCCACCCGUAUGCCGGCCAGCAGCAUCAUGCCUACCACAGUCACCAUCAAAGUCCGCACCAUCUCCUUCAUGACAACCAUCUGCCCCCCGCCGCGUGUUCGAGCACCGGCGGCGAGCGCCCGGCUGCCGUUGGGCCACAAUGCCGGUUGCCGGAACGCAAGCACCAGCACACCCAGCUGGCCGAAGCCAUCUUCUACCGGCACCUGAUGCGCAGCCCGACCAGCUUCGACGGCCCGUAUCUCCUGCCGGGCGAGUAUCUCAUCGUCCAGCUCCAUUCGGUCAUUUUCCAGAACCUCAACCAGCAAAUCACCCAGGUGGGCAAGCUGUAUGUCUCCUCGGUGCAUCUCUUCUUCGCGGAUGCCGAGUCCGACACCCGCCAGCAGCUGAUCCACUCGGCCCUGGACCCGAUGCACUUCCCCAACCGCCGGACCUUCGAGGCUACUCGGGCCAUCCUGAUCAACCGCAGCAUGCGGCGCAUUCCGCAUGCGCUGAUUCGCUUUGUGUCGGAUCAGGGGGAGAUCCGGCUGGUGGACUCGCGGCGCUUUUUCAUCAUGUCCCACGGGAAUGACUGGAUCCUCCAGUACCUGCGCAAGAUGGCCUUCAACCAAGCCGGCACGCGGCCGGCUCUGGCCCAAAUGCCGGCGACCGGCGUCGGUGCCGCCGCCGGGGGGUCUCUCGGUGGUGGUCCGGGAAGCAGCUCGUCCCUCGGUGGUGGUGGUGGUAGUGGCGGCAGCGGCACGCCCGCCGGCACCGGUCCCGGCGGUGUGUGGGCCCGCGGAGCCGGCAGUCCCCACAUGAUGGCGGAUGUCCCGGGGUCCGGGCCUGGCGCGGGUGCACCUCUCGGCGGGGAGGGGUCUGGCGGCUGCGCCUCCGGCGGCAUGUCCCUCGGAUCGCCGCAGUUCGCCCAAGAUCCGGCCCCAGGGUCGGAGUACUGCUUUGUCGAGCUGCCUGGAGCCCUGCCCGCCCUGGCAACGGGCACCCUGCCAGGUGGACGCGAUGUCCUGGCCCACCGGAGCUCUCUGCAUUUCGAGCAGGAUGCCUUCAACUUCGACCUGCGAUUUGCCUACCUCUACUGUCGGAUGGGCAUCCUCCGGUAUUGGGAGCAGGUGGCCUCGCCGGGGCCCUUCCUGGGCAGUGGUGGAAUUGGUGGCCCCGGAUCCGGAGGUCCCGGAGCCGCGGCUGCCUGCUCGGUCCCGGCGCCGCAUCCCGGCCAGAACAAUCACCUCCUGGGGGUGGACUUGGCUGGGCCGGCGGGCGGGUCGGCCGCGACUGCGGCGGCUCCCCCCGGGGCCGACCCCGACCGGCCGGGGCUGGUCACCUACAUGUCGGUGACCACCACGCGCGAGGCCCUGCUGGUGGCCAGCUUCAGCAGUUGCUGGUCGCCGGAUGUGGCCGAAGCGUCGGACUACCGGUGCACGGCCUGCAUGCACCGGCCCUGCUCGGGCUGCAUGCGUGAUUUGCUGGAGGAGCACCCGGACCUGGGGGACCGGCAUCCGGCGGUCCUGGACCAGAUUUACGACUUCCAAGAUCCGCCGCUGGAGCUCCUGGAAUCGGUGGACGCCCCGAGCAGUGACCCUUGGCGCGGGGCCCCCGGCGACUAUGGCUGGCGCCUGUACAAUCCCCAGCGCGAGCUAAAUCGCUUGCUCUCGCGCGUGCCGCCGCACGCCAACAAUCGCUUUGCCCUGCAUAGCAUCGAGUAUGCGGCUCUCGAGCCGGCUGCCCCGACUGCGACGGAGGCCGGUGCCAAUGGGGCGCCCGACACCACCACCACCACCACCCCCGGCAUGCUGGCCGGUCCGGGAGGGAUAUCGGCUUCCAUCGGGGGCUCCUCCUCCUCGGGCGGCGCCUCCUCCUCCUUGUCUUCGCCUUCCUUCGCUUCCUCGGCCGGCUCCUCUGCCUCUUCUUCCUCCUCUGCCGGUGGCCCGAUUGUGCUCGCCGCGCCGGGGUCAGCCCCGGCAGACUGCCUUGACCCGAAGGUUUCGGCAUCGGACUCGCAGCUGCUGGCCGCGGCGGAGACCUCCUUCCAGCAGCCCCACUCGGCCGACUGUCGUGUGUCCCUGUGUGACACGUACCCUCCGCGUGUGGUGUUGCCGUCCUUCGUGCCGACUGGGCCGCACUUCACGCCAACCGCCGCGGCCGGCCGGGGCAGUCGACUGACCGGCGACCAGGCGGUCACCUUCGGCGGGUUUGUCUUCAGCCCGGCAGCCUUGGCGGCGGGUGCCAGCACGGCGGCCGGCUCGGGGGCCGGUUCGGCGGCCUCCGGGUCCAGUGCUCCCGGCACCCCUGGGGGCCCUCCCUCGAAUGCCCCCUCGCCGGCUUUCCAUUCGCCGGGGAAUCCGUCCGGCCUGCCGGAAUUGGCGUCCGUGGCAACGAUGGCCCGUUCGGCGGCGCAAUUCCGCUCGCGUGGUCGCCUGCCCGUGGUCACCUGGGUGUCGCCAGCCGGUGUGGCCCUGGCCCGAGCGUCGCAGCCGAUGUCCGGGAUGUUUGCGUCGCGCAGUGUCGGCGACGAGGCUCUCUGCUCGGCGCUGGUAGAUGCGGCGGCUGUGGCGCAGGCCGACCGGCGGGCCGCCUGGCCACAGGAAUUCGGCCCCGUGCGGUUGGUGGUUGGCCCGGCCCCGGGCCGGGUGCUGGACUUUGACAAUUCGGACUUCGCCCCGUCGUCGCACUCAUCGGCGGCCAACAUCCUGCGUGGGGCGCUGGCGUCAUUGACCUCGUCGGCCGGAUCGGCCACCGGGGCCGGGUCGGCUGCCGGGCGCGGCUCGGCCUCCACACAGGCCGCCAAGCGGGUGGUCUACUCGCCGCAUGGGCGCCUACCACAGGCAUCGGUAGAGCCGCCCUUCGGGGAAGCGGGCGUGCGCGCGAUCCCCGGAGAUUCGACAGCGGCGGCUGCCGCAACGGCCGCCACCGCCAUGGCGGCGGCCACGGUGGCCGAGACGGCGGUCGUGCCGGCGACUCCCAUCCCCGGGCUCUUCAUUUUGGACGCGCGGCCGAUGUUGACCAUGUACUUCCAUCGUGCCAAGGGCUUUGGAGCCGAGUCACCGCAGUACUACGGCGCGGAUGUGGUCUUCGGGGGCAUUGGCAAUGUGCAGGUAGUGGCCGGCGCAUACCGGCAAAUGCGCCUGGCGGCCUUGCAAAAGGCCCCCACCUUUGAGCAGGUCCUGUCGGCGGCCGAGCCGUGGCUGGCUCUGAUGGCGCGGAUCCUGGCCUCGGCUCACCAGGUCCAGCGGCGGAUUCUGCGCGGCCGGUCGACCCUGGUCCAUUGCUCGGACGGGUGGGACCGGACGCCGCAGGUUUCCUCAUUGGCCACCCUGUCGAUGGAUGGCUUCCACCGGACGUUGGAGGGGUUCGCGGUGCUGGUCGAGCGCGAGUGGGCCUGGCACGGGCAUCAAUUUGAGCUGCGCAAUGGCCAUGCCAAUGAGGGCGCCUACACGGAUGCCGAAUGUGCCCCGAUCUUCCUGCAGUGGCUGGACGCGGUGUUCCAGUUGGUCCGGUGCUAUCCCGAUCGGUUUGAGUUCACCGAGCGUGCGCUGCUGGCCAUCGAGCGGGAGAUUUACGCCUGCCGGACGGGGACCUUCCGCCAGGACAACCUCCGGCAGCGCUUCUGCCUGAGUCCCUUCUCGGCGUCGGUGUCCGGAAGCGAGGCCGACGGCAAGUCGAAUGCCGACCAGGCUGCUGGUGGCUGUGGCGUUGGGGGCUUUGCGGCCGGCAGCGGGGGCAGUGGCGCCGGCGACUCGACCGCCCAUUCUCAGAAGGCCGAUCCGAUGGCCCGGCUGGACCCGGCGCAUGGGGCCUGUUGCAGCCGGGCGCGGGAGCUCUCGCGCCAGUCGUCGCAGCUGAUGGCCGACUCGGAAACCGGCAUGCCCGGGCGCUCCCUCAGCGUGUGGACCCUGCUGGUGGAUGCGGUGCGAGCGGGCUAUGGCGGGCCGCAUGCCUUCCUGAAUCCGCGAUUCCGGUCAGAUCGGGAGCUGGUCCCCGAGGCCGAGCCGCUGGACCUCGGUGUGCUGGCCCACCCGCGAGCCUUGGGCAUUUGGCAGGCGGUGCACUUGCGACACUCGCCCCUGCGUAAGGAGCCCUCAACCGGGGAAUUGGAUGGCAUGUUGAAGCGCGCUCGGAAUGUCCCCCGGCUGCUGAUGGAUUCCAUGCACCUGGAUGAGCGGGACGAUCUGUAUGAGUAUCUGGUUAGCCAGUUUUUCCUGCCCCCGCCUUCCUGA